AUGAACUCAUCUCUCGCAGAAAGAGUCGAUGCCAUAGUCAUUUACGAUGACGAUGAAGAGGCGAAAGACUUCAUCGUGAUAGAUGAUAGUGGUGAGGGGAUUCCAGAUAGUCAAGAGUCCCCAUCAACCCUCGAUGUUCAACCCAUCCGCGGCAUCUCAAACUAUGACCCAGUAAGAGCUCUAGCAAGAGCUCCAUCGAGCACUGCACCGCCGCUGUGCAAGGAGCAGCGAGACCUGCUGCACCUCAUCGCAACGGGACGAAACGUCUUCUUCACCGGCUCGGCAGGCUGCGGAAAAUCCACCGUGCUCAAGGCUGCUGUCCUGAUGCUGCGGCAGAUGAACAAGAUUGUCCACAUCGUUGCGCCCACCGGCCGGGCAGCACUGCAAGUCGACGGCAUGUCGACAUGGUCAUACAUGGGCUGGACACCGGACUACCACAAAAUGCCCAUCAAGGAUCUCAUUCGCAAAGGGUUCCGGAAGCACAUCAAGAAGCGGUUGAGGGACACCGACGUGCUCAUCAUUGACGAGAUCAGCAUGGUGGAGAACCAGCAUCUCGAGCGCAUGAAUAUCUGCAUGAAGGCUGUGCGCUGCUGGAAUGAAUGGGAGAAGAGGGGGGACGAUGAUUGGAAGACGGUGACAAACAUUGACGCCUUUGGAGGAGCCCAGGUCAUCGUUACGGGUGACUUUUGUCAACUGCCUCCCGUCAAGCCAUUUGAGUUCUGCAUGGAGUGCGGGCAGCGGAUGAUUGCCGACGAAGACGACGCCGAGUUCAACUGCGAAGAGAACCAUGGGCCAUUUCGAGAUGCGGACAAGUGGGCGUUCAAGAGUCAGGCUUGGGAGCAGGCCAAUUUCGCCCACGUGAACCUGCAGGAGAUUCAUCGCCAAAAGGACGAGCAGUUCAUCAGGAUGCUACAAAAAUGCCGGCUUGGGAUUCCCUUCCUACCUCAUGAGAUGCAUACACUCAUGGACCAUCCUUGCGAUGUGCACAAAGCGACAAAGCUUCUCUGCACGAGAAACGAGGUCGCCCAGGUGAAUCGGGUAAACUUCAACAAGUUGAAGACGCCAAAAGCUGAAUACGACGCGCUAGACGGCUUCAUCGCAUAUCAGGAAGAGCAUCAAUACCUACCGCAAUAUCAGCAACGUUUGCCUGACGGAACACUGGCAGCCUGUCGGGACCAGCGCCUGGAGUCUCGUGUCACACUGCGCGGCGGCAUGCUAGUGAUCCUGCAAGUCAACCUCAACAUCAAGGGCGGACUGGUCAACGGAAGUCAGGGUAUCAUCUGCGGCUUCGAAAAGUUCGACCCUGAGAAUCUCCCUAGAGAAGCCAAGGGCAAGGAUGCCGACGCUAUCCCCUCACACCUUCGCCUCAACGGAGACCACGCAGGACUCAGGGAGACGCAGAUACGGAAAUUCAUGGAGCAGCAGCAGCAACGACAACAAAGGAACCCGGCUCAGGCACACGCUUGGCCGCGGGUGCUCUUUCAUAACGGCCGAAAAUGCGUCAUCUACGCCUCCUGUGUCGUCAACUCUGUCGGUGACAAAGAACCGUAUUCGCUGCUGCAUCGGACGCAGAUCCCCCUUAUGCCGGGCUGGGCGAUGAGCGUCCAUCGAAGUCAGGGCAUGACGCUGGAUCGCGUCAUCGUCGACCUGUCUAAUGCCUUUGAGGAGGGCCAGGUCUAUACGAGGGAGGCUCAAAAAAUUGCGUACGGGCAUAUUGGUGACCACCAUUUCACGAGCAAACGAUGUGCAGCGACAUUUGGAUAG
Messenger RNA from Trichoderma citrinoviride, 1764 nucleotides. RefSeq names its product aaa ATPase. The record is from RefSeq and is a predicted model, not a curated record. The transcript is spliced from 2 exons. NCBI's taxonomy places the organism in Eukaryota, Fungi, Ascomycota, Sordariomycetes, Hypocreales, Hypocreaceae. Gene Ontology annotation, biological process: telomere maintenance; DNA repair. Gene Ontology annotation, molecular function: DNA helicase activity; ATP hydrolysis activity. The coding region runs from base 1 to 1764 and encodes 587 amino acids.